Molecule: messenger RNA, 2569 nt
Organism: Pimephales promelas (fathead minnow)
Lineage: Eukaryota; Metazoa; Chordata; Actinopteri; Cypriniformes; Leuciscidae
Source: RefSeq, a predicted model, not a curated record
GUGAAGACAGUGACCUACAAACUGGUUUAAGUAGCUAUCCUUUACUGCACUGACGAAGGGAAGGACAGGGUUUAUGGUUUGGGGUACAGGAGAAAACAACUCCUGUUGGACUCAUAGGGUAAACCGCCUGAUACAGAGCUCAUGGUGUGGUGCAGGUUGAGAAGAAACACGGAUAGUGUGAGGUAACUGUUCUGGAUCUACGGUCACCAGUGACAAAGGACUGGGUGAGAAAAAGAAGAAAAGAUGGACAAAGGAGGAGGAGACGGAGGAGGAGGAUCUGAUAGUGGAAUCGAGGGCAAAAAACAAGUAGAGGAAGAGGUCAAUGAGAGUGACAAGAAACUCAAGGAUCAGCGAAACAAGGCAGAAAAGGGUGACAAAGAGAAGGGUGAGAAGAAGAGAGAAAAUCGAAGAUCUGGUUCAAUGGUGAGAGGAGGUUGGGCGCUGUCUGAACGACUGGCCAUCAAUGUGUCGGGCAUGCGCUACGAGACACAGAUUCGAACCCUGGCCCAGUUCCCUGACUCUCUGCUUGGAGACCCUCAGCGUCGCCUGCGCUACUUUGACCCGCUCCGCAAUGAGAUCUUCCUGGACCGCAAUCGAUUCUGCUUUGAUGCCAUCCUCUACUUCUAUCAGUCUGGAGGUCGGUUACGGCGGCCGGCCAAUGUGCCUCUGGACAUCUUCAUGGAUGAACUGCGGUUUUAUGAGCUGGGACAGGAUAUCAUGGCUCGCUUCAAGGAGGAUGAGGGCUUCCCUAAGGAGGAACCUCGGCCCCUGCCAGACAAUGAGAUCCAGCGCAAGCUGUGGAUACUCUUUGAACACCCAGAAUCCUCUGGGGGCGCCCGCAUCAUCGCCAUCAUCAGUGUGAUGGUGAUUGUGCUCUCCAUUCUGAUCUUCUGUUUGGAAACGCUGCCUAUAUUCAAAAAGGAUACGGAGUUUCACCUCGCUGGAAACAGUACCACGAACAUCAUGAUGCCUUCCAUCUUCAACGAUCCAUUCUUCCUGGUGGAGACCAUGUGCAUCUGCUGGUUCUCGUUUGAGCUAUUGAUGCGUUUCGCUUGCUCUCCCAGUAAAACGGUCUUCUUCAAGGAUGUGAUGAACGUCAUAGACUUCUUUGCCAUCAUUCCCUACUUCGUCACGCUCGGCACCGAGCUGGCCAAGUCUAAAGAUACGGCGCCGUCCAUGUCCCUGGCAAUCAUAAGGGUCAUCCGUCUGGUUCGAGUUUUCCGAAUCUUCAAGUUGUCUCGCCACUCCAAAGGCCUUCAGAUCCUGGGCCAGACGCUGAAGGCCAGCUUGAGAGAGCUGGCGCUGCUCAUCUUCUUCCUCUUCAUCGGAGUCAUCCUGUUCUCCUCAGCCGUGUUCUUUGCUGAGGCGGAAAACCCGGGCACGGCCUUCACCAGCAUCCCAGAAGCCUUCUGGUGGGCUGUGGUCUCCAUGACGACAGUGGGGUAUGGUGAUAUGUACCCGGUGACGGUGGGCGGAAAGCUGGUGGGCUCCAUGUGCGCUAUCGCGGGCGUGCUCACCAUCUCGCUUCCUGUUCCUGUCAUCGUUUCCAACUUCAGCUACUUCUACCACCGCGAGACGGAGUGUGUGGACAACCAGGAGUACACGCACGUCAACACCUCCCUUUGGGAGGAGGAAGAGGGUGGUGAAGAAGGAGAAGACGGAGAGGAAGAGCCCGGGGAACAGGGAGACUGCGUUCCUCUCGAAGGAAGCACGACCUACAGGGGGAUCUGUGCCCCUCUCAAUGGGACUCUCCUGGCUGGGCUGUGUGCGGGACAGGCCGGAGAGCAAAGCAUAGGGAGCGUUUACCCGCUGGUCACCCAAGUCUGAGAGACUGGAGAUCAAAAAGGGGGAAUGAGAGAUGGAGUUGGUCCUGUGCCAUGUUUGAAGGACACUACAUAGCUGUGACUCUGUCUAAAAGUGGGAAGGAGGAAUGCAGGAAACAGAAAAUGAUCGACACAGAGGCUGAGAAGGAAAAGUAUGAAGAAGUCACAAAAAAUUAUUUUAACUUUCAUAAAAUGUUUUUUUUUUUCCUAACGUUACAAAACUUUUAUUUUGACAUCACAACCCUACACUGAGCGUAUUCAUUUGUGAAACUAUUUUUAUCUAUUCAGAGAGUUGCGCCUUAAUGCUUGGAUGCAUUUGGAAAAGUCACUGAGCUAUGUUGUGCAAUACAAGCGUUCGCACUUUUGCUUUACUGGAAUUCUCAACAUAUAUAUAUAUAUUGGACAUAUUCAUAGGAAGAAGCGCCAAGCGGUGUCAUUUAAAUGUCAUGUAUUUUGUCACCCGGGUUGCAGCCAUGAAUGUGCCAGGGAUUUGUGUGCCCGACGGAUGGAUAAAGUCUUAAGCAUCAUUCAUCUGGAACAGUUUAAUGUUACUGCUGUUCUGAACGACACUGUUGACAUGAUUUGGAUGAGAGAUGUGUGUGUGUGUGUGUGUGUCUGUGCUUGUGUGUGUAUGUAUAAGCUUUUUAGGAAAACAUGUAAUAUUUAAUGUGUGCUCUAUGAAUUAUGGAACUCUGAGCCAUGUUGGUGUACUAUUUAUUAAAAUUUUUAAUCACACAAGAAUCAUA